Molecule: messenger RNA, 1799 nt
Organism: Dissoconium aciculare CBS 342.82
Lineage: Eukaryota; Fungi; Ascomycota; Dothideomycetes; Mycosphaerellales; Dissoconiaceae
Exons: 1
Coding region: 51-1475 (474 amino acids)
Source: RefSeq, a predicted model, not a curated record
GAAAGACCCACUGCUGCAAAUUUGUCUUCCCGCUGACAUGGCUCAGAGACAUGGUCCGGAUGCGCAAUCAAUUGUCCAGUCUUGGUUGCGAGUAUCCGAUUCGCGACUAUACGUUUGAGCCGAAGCAGAAUAGUCAGCCAAACCAUGGCCCGACGCCGCUUCGACGAGGUGCCGUGGCGGACAACAGUUCUUCUUCGCGCAAGCGCAAGCUUUCACCACCUGAUGCCGACGAUGAAAACAGACACGAACAUGCAGCUCGCAUAUCUCGUCGGGCCAGUAAAGACCUGAUGCCACCACCAAAUCAUCGAGCUUCAGAAGCGUUCAAUGGGCCAGCUGCAGGACCCACGUUGCUGUCUUCCGAGAGCGCUAAGCCUAUGAGACCUCGUCUUGAGAGAUACCACGAUGUUCAUCAGCCUGCCUCUAACAAUUCUUCUCGCAACUUGGCAAAUUUUCCGAUGAAACGCGCCGAGGUUGAGCGCGUCCCGACGAACUCGCUGCAUCAACCUCAAGCAAGUAGCUCAUACACUCUUGGCAGGACGGCUGGUGCUGCAUCAAACGAAUCAGCUCGAAUGCUAGGAUUCCCUCGUCGCAAUGGUGGCUGUGCAAUUGGCGGUGAGAUCUACCCAGUGCCUCCAAAUUUGAGAGCCUUUGAGCGGUCGGGUCGCGAUGCAGUCGAUGAACGUCAUUUCGAUCCAGCACGACCUCGGCGACGAAAUGAGGUCGAGAGCAGCCAUCACAGCUCGUAUCAUGGGGAAACACCUCAGCCACGUCUCAUUUCCCGUCAUUGGCCUUCAACUCGUGACAUAGCUCCGCCCAUGCCGAACCUCAACCGUUCUGGUGGUCCACCACGCUCAUCGCCAUUCUUUACUCAUUCUAGUAUUGCACAUGCAAUGCAGCAACCACGAUCGUUCCACAACGGAGCGAACCAAACACCACGAUGGGUGCAGCCGAAUGUGAUAGAUUUGACCCGGGAGCAUAGCUACUCGAGGGGGAUGCAGGAUGUCCGGAACGACUCUGCGGGAUAUACAAAUCAUCAUGGCCGCGGUCCAGCUUAUCAUGAGUCGACAAAUUCCGGGCCGGCCUCCGAAAAUGAACCAGCAUGGUUAAUGUCCGACGCUGUGUCAGAGCGUUUCAACCACGACCCGGCAUUGUACAUUUCACGCGGAACCAGUUCACGAAGGCGUGCAUAUCUUUCAGACCAACAGACAUUGCAGAAUCGCCGGCCGGGACGGAUUUCUCUGCCGCCACCAAAGGCACAUACCCUUCGACGCAGCGAUAGCGUUCUGCUGUCACAGCUGCCCGGAGUGCGUGGCAUACAUUCGUCUCGAAGACAAGCUGCACGGCGAUUUGAUCCUCGACAAGCUGCUAGUGAUUACAAUCAUAACAAUUACUUCGCCUAUCCGACAAUGGGAAACAGCCUAUUCUCUGCAACGCCGGGUAGGAGAAGCGCGCGACGACCAGUAGCGCCGCCGUAGAGAUUUGGGCAGCUCCGCGAAUGGAUGAUUAUUAUGCGCGGAAACGAGAAAGGCAAGCUUACGGCGGAUUCUCUUUCUACCACCAACUUCUCUCGGGGAACACGCGUGAUGUAUUCGGAGGGUUGUGGUCAUGAAAGAACAGACUGCCAAAGCGAUCACCAAGUUACUCCGGGACACGGAGGCGGCUGCGGGCUUUUUCCCCGUCACAAGUCCCCGAGGAGUUUUGCCCCACGGCCCAGCUGCCGUUGAAACCUUUUCUGCGGCUGAUGCGAAGAAUUCAUAGCUCUCGACAGUACUGUACCUCACAAUAAUAAAUCGCCGCAU